ACGAAAAGCACAUGUGACGUAAACACGUGAAAUGGCAGCACCAGCACAGCAGAAAAUGAAGACCAAGGGCACAUUUGACGGAAAACGUGCCAAUAGAAACCAACCCUACAAUCGACCAGGGGGCAAGAAGAAGUGGGUCUCUGAGCACAAAGUAUUCGACGGCAGUAUUGGAGAAGGCCAGGGCUUUGCCUUCAAAAGGAAGGAGAAAGUGAAACAUGAAUACAACAAACUGCUACGGAAGGAGAGGAGGAAGAACACUGAGGUCAAAACCCAAUAUACAGAACAGUACCCCGAACAUCUGAGGCAUCUCUACGAGGCUGAGGCCGAGAAACUGAGGAAUGAGGUUAAGACGAACAGAAUCAACAGAACCAAAGCUAGGAUGGCUGGCGGAGGUGGUCCAGUAGAGGAGGAAGCAGCUCCCAUGGCUGUGAAUGAAGCCCCCACGGACCUAGCUACAGCCAUAGACCCUGCAGAGCACAUCUCCUCUGACAAGACUGACUCUGCCCCACAGCCCACUCCAGCAGUUGCGGCCUCAAAGAAUGACAGUCUACCCAUGAGUAACCGGAGUAAAAAGAAAAUGCUGAGGAAGACUUCCUAUCAGAAAACAAAAGAGGAGUUUGAAAGUGUUAAAGAAAAGCAGAAGAGUAAGAAAGAGGAGUUUUUGAAGAACAAGGAGCAGAAAGAAGAAGCUAUCAAGAAGUACAAACAGAAGAAAAUGGAGACAUUUCAGAUGCUGAGCAAAAAGACGAAGAAGGGGCAGCCCAACCUGAACCUACAGAUGGAAUACCUGCUCCAGAAGAUUCAAGGGACCGGACCGGGAUAAUGACGCAGAAAAAUGGAUGUCGAAGGCUUCAAAUAGCAAAUAUACAGUUGACUCUUACUGUGAUGGUUUUAUAUCAUAGAUGAGUCUUGUUCUUAUUUUGUGAACUGCCACUUUGAAUAGAUUGUAUCAUAAUAGAUUUUCAGACUUUUUAGCGGUUUAUUUACAUUUUGAACCACAAGGUGGCAUUUGUGAGAUGAGUUGUUCUUGUAAAAUAUUUAAGUAUUCCUUUCAAAUAGUAACCAUUUCUAUUAAAUGUUAAUAAAAGGUUGUAAGCGAA
This is a messenger RNA of Oncorhynchus masou masou (cherry salmon), 1100 nucleotides long. RefSeq names its product coiled-coil domain containing 59 (gene ccdc59). The record is from RefSeq and is a predicted model, not a curated record. The coding region runs from base 32 to 823 and encodes 263 amino acids. Gene Ontology annotation, cellular component: nucleus. The transcript has 4 exons. NCBI's taxonomy places the organism in Eukaryota, Metazoa, Chordata, Actinopteri, Salmoniformes, Salmonidae.